AGCCUCUCUCCAUUGGCCCAGACGAGAGAACAAAACAGGGCAGCAGCUGCAGCAACAGCGGAGGACACACAGCUCGCUGUCUCUUUCUCUCUGUGUUUGUAUGUCCCUAAGCCUUUCGUAAACGUCUUCCCUGCUCUUCAAUCGCUUCAAUCACCACGUUCGGAGCUGCGCUUUGCCCGUGCAGGGCUAUUCACAAUGACUCACAGCGUUGUGCCACUGAGCCCUCCAGAGAUAACAGCGUGCUCAAAGCGGCUGGCGGUGUUCGUGGCACUGCUGGGCGGCGGGGUCCUCAUGCUCUUCGUGGCUGUGUCCCUCCAUCUGCCGCUCGUGUGGGAUGUGGUGCGCACAGCCAGCCACCUCGACUCGGCUGCCAAUCCGGGAGUUUGCGACGAACCCUGCAGCCUGGUGUUGGUGGAGAGCAUCCCAGAAGGUUUGACCUUUCCCGAGGGUUCGCCCGUGCACCCGUCCAUCUUCCAGAGGUGGAGCGACCUCCUGCACACUUCCUCGCUGACCGUGCAGGUCGCCUCCUUCUACUGGACGCUGCGCGACUCCGACUUGGGAAUCAACGAAAGCUCCGCGGCACAGGGCAAGGCGGUGAUGGAUGCGUUCCUGGCUCUGCCGGCACGGGGAGUGUCGCUACAGCUGGCAACCGACGGCUCGUCCAACGCGCGCAAGCAGUCGCAGCUUGACCUCGCCGACCUCACCAGCAAGGGUGCCAACCUGAGCUACGUGGAUUUCUCCACGCUUACGGGCGGCGUGCUGCACACCAAGCUGUGGGCGGUGGACGACACGCACGCGUACGUGGGCAGCGCCAACAUGGACUGGAGGUCGCUCACACAGGUGAAGGAGCUGGGCGCCGUCGUGUACAACUGCAGCUGCCUGGCGCGCGACGUGCAGAAGAUCUUUCUGCAGUACCGCGCCCUGGCCGGUCAGAAAACCAUCCCCGCCGUGUGGCCUUCGCAGUUCAGCACAUCCUUCAACCGCCACACGCCGCUGCACGUCCGCCUCGACGGCACGCCCGCCGAGGUCUACGUCUCGAGCUCCCCAAUGUCACUGUGUGCUACGGGCCGCACCGAUGACUUGGUGGCCAUUGUGAACCAGAUAAACCACGCCAGCAAGUUUGUGUACGUCGCCGUCAUGGACUACUUCCCCACGUCGCGCUAUGAGAAACAUCGCAGGUUCUGGCCGAAGAUUGACGACGCGCUGCGCAAGGCGGCGUUUGAGCACGGGGUGCAGGUGCGCGUGAUGGCGAGCUGCUGGCAACACUCGGACCUCGCCAUGUUCUCCUUCCUGCAGUCGCUGAAUGCGUUCAGCGGCGCCCUGAAACACGGCAAGAUCGAGACGAAAUUUUUCGUCGUGCCUUCGACGGAGGCUCAGAAGAAGAUCCCAUACGCCCGUGUGAAUCACAACAAGUACAUGGUGACGGACAAGAUCGCCUACAUCGGAACCUCCAACUGGUCGGAGGACUACUUCAGCAACACGGCGGGCGUUGGGCUGCUCGUGAACCAGACGGCGAGCGUGGGACGUGGCGUCACCGUGCAGGAGCAGCUGCGGGACGUGUUCCUGCGCGACUGGAAUUCCCCGUACGCCAUCAGCCCAACUUCGCUCGCCGAUCUCAAGGCCAAGUGCUGAGUCUGGCGACCGACGCUUCUCCGCCCUCCCCACCACCCCCCUUUAUUUCCCCUCCGCCAACUGGAGGCUUGCCGAGUGUGGUCCAACGUGAUAAAUGGCAGCGAGGGUGUCGAUGUGCGGCUUUAUUAGUGCCACGCUAAACUUGGUGGUGGUGGUGGUGGGGGGGAGGGCCUUCAUCCAACAGUGGAUUUAUCAUGGCUGAUGAUAAUGGCCUGGCAUAGCGACAUUUUUAAGCCAGCUGUGUUGGAGGUGAAUGGUUAUGAGUGCACAAGUUAACUUCCUCUUUGUUACCCCUGGAAAUAAGGUGGCAUGAAUACAGAAAAGUAACUGCAGUGUGGGUUAUUGAAUCUGUAUAUAACUUGGCGUCCAACCCUGUUUAAAUCGCUCUGGUAUCAUAAACAUGAAAGGCUGUGCUGUUUUGACCUCGUAUCGCAUGCGAACAUAAGUGAUGUGAUUAAAACGUCCUACACAUUUCACAUCCUAAAAAAAACCCUAAUUUUUUUAUUGAUUUUAACUAAGAGGUACUGAUUUUUUUUUAUGAAUGAUUCAAAGUGGAGUUGUAUAGUAGCCCUUACAACUCAAUUGCACAAAUCCAUAUACUGUAUGUAAAAUCUCAAUCGAUGUCAUUGUUAAUUGUUAAGGGAAUUGUCAUUUUGAGUAUUUGCACUCGUGAAGCUUUAACAUUGAAGGGAAAUGAAGUAAAGAUGUCUGCGCACACUUGGGUUUCCAUUUCAGUUGUCAAAUUGUUUAUUUGUGUAUGCCUUUUAUACAGGGUGAUCCAUUUAUAGUUUGUCAAAAACUCAUUCAUUUCUCAGAAAGUGAUUGGAUGUUGUGAAAGCAAUGAAGAUGUUCUGGUGUAUUGAGAUUGGUUUGAGAGACUUGAGGAUUACAAUAGAUUGUUGCUAUGUGAAGUUUUCUCCAUCUCCCUCAUUACUUUUGGUGUAUCUACAUAUGGAUGACCAUAUUUUUUAUUUUAAUACACUGGGUUUUACUUCUUGAUGGAAACCCAGCAGACAUUGGCUUUGUUGACAUUUACUGUAGAUGCAAAACACAAGUGUUGGAUCGGAUGUUGUGGACCGAGUUUCAUAUCAGAGCUUCAUAGCAUGCACACCACACCACAAUGGCACAAUCAGAACAGAAAGCACUUGCAUGAUGGUGUCAUAGUUGUGGUCAUGUCUAAGGGUUAUGACAAGGUGGGCAUGUGGGCAGAGGCAUAAACCCAAAUUAACAUUGCCCUCUGCAUGGUUCUACACAUUUUACAUUGUGGUGUUUUUGUAAUAUAACUAAACAAAAAUGCGCAAAUUACGGUGGUAUUUUUAAGUGAAAGGCUGCUGUAGAUUUGUGCGUGCAAUUUCGUUGCGAACUGAUCAACUGCAAUUCGUGUUAGUCAUUUAUACAGGUGUGUUCAUUGCUUAGAUGACUGCUUUUUUGGCCAUCUAAUCGCACGGUACUAAGGAACAAAAUAAGCAUGCUGUUCUUGGUCUAAACUGCUGGUUUAGCUCGAUCCUCAUUGCUUAGGAUAUUCAUAACCAUGAGCAGUUGCAGAGAGAGACUAGUGUUUGAAUCGAGCAAAGCCGUCAUUGAAUGACAAGAGAAUAGCGUAGGCUUGACUCGUAACGCAGCGGUCACCAAGUACGGGUGUUUAUGACGCAUGAGACCGUAGACUAAUCUAUUAAGCUCACGAAACAAGCAUCCAAUUGUGCGUGAAAAACACAUUUUCUUUUGUACGUGGUAGUUCGUCACCUGCGCAACCACUAGAGGCCACUAAAUUGCACGGCACUUUGAACCAGGUAAGGCCCACUGAGUUAUAUAGCUUUUUUUCAUAAGCGACCUGGCCAUGAAUGAGAGCUCGACAACAAAGUGGCUUGCGUGGAAAUGUAUAAGCAGCUAAAUAUUCUAACCGCAUGUUGAUUCUAAAUGUGGGGAGAAAAAACUCGGUCCCGGAGAUAAAUCCACACGACCAUGGGGAGAACAUGCAAAUUCCAAAUAUACAACAGGCAUCAGGGUUGAGAAAAGGAAAUGAUUAAUACAAUUUUUACUUGAUCGAAUCACAAGCAGGAGAAAUCGCUAACAGGCCUGCCGGAUCAAGAUUUCCGAUCAUCAGCUUUCAAACGCAUAGUGCUGGGAAGUUCACCUGAAAACAAUUUUAAACUGUACAAGACGGUGCCAAUGCUUGCAGGAGGAAUUUUGUUUUUACUAGCAUUUUUAAGUGUCGUCAGACUUUGACAUGCAUAUUAAGUCAUGAAAGUUGUACGUUCACGCAUGUUGUAAAUAAUGUUUCAAUAUGAAAUAAACAGUUCAAGUUGC
Messenger RNA from Petromyzon marinus (sea lamprey), 3939 nucleotides. Its product is annotated as 5'-3' exonuclease PLD3-like. Lineage: Eukaryota; Metazoa; Chordata; Hyperoartia; Petromyzontiformes; Petromyzontidae. Gene Ontology annotation, molecular function: catalytic activity. The record is from RefSeq and is a predicted model, not a curated record.